AUGUCUGUUGUCUUUCUUGACUCUCCAACACUUUCUGACACAACUUUUAAAGCCCUUGCAGAAUGUAAACUUUUGAAGGUCAGCAUUGAAGGGAAUAACCAAAAUGAUGAUUUAAGUUUCAAGCUGAUGAGUAAAUGCUGCCCCUACAUGAGGCACAUUCAUGUGGCUGAUUGCCAGUGGAUUACAGAGGCUGGUGCUAAGAUGAUUUCACCAUUGAAGCAUAUUCUUGUACUGAAUAUGGCAGACUUCACAAGUGUGGGAAGUGGAUCAAAGGAUUGGUGUACAAGCAUUGUAAUUGAGUUCUGCAAGGGCACAGAAUACCUGGAACACUGCCUUGUCUCUUACUGCCCUCAGCUGACAGAUGAAGCUGUGAAAACAUUGGCAUUUCACUGCCACAGACUGACAUCUGUCAACACAGGAGGCUGCCCAAAGAUGAUUGAUACACAUAUCCAAUACUUGGCUGCAGCCUGCCAUUAUCUCCCCUGCUUGGACUCAGUCUCAGGUUGCAUUCAUCUUACUGACAACCUGAAAUAUCUUUGGAAAGCCUGUGAGCAACUCCAGAUUCUCACGACACUGUUCUGUAGAAAAAUUACCAAACAAGCUACUUUGAAAUACACAGCUGAACUGGAGAAACAGGAACAUAAUGAUGCUGACCAUCCUUCCUGGCUCAGAUAUGACUGGGAUGGUAACAUAAUCACCUUCACCAAAACAUGCAGAUCAGAGCCUGAAAAAACAAAUUCUUCAAAAUGAAAUAAGAAGAAAUUGUGCAGCAUCUCUACAGUUCAAGGGUUUUUCUCUAGAGCAUGAAAAGACCACUGUGUUAU
This is a messenger RNA of Melozone crissalis (California towhee), 824 nucleotides long. RefSeq names its product F-box and leucine rich repeat protein 13 (gene FBXL13). Lineage: Eukaryota; Metazoa; Chordata; Aves; Passeriformes; Passerellidae. Gene Ontology annotation, cellular component: SCF ubiquitin ligase complex. Gene Ontology annotation, biological process: SCF-dependent proteasomal ubiquitin-dependent protein catabolic process. The record is from RefSeq and is a predicted model, not a curated record.